Molecule: messenger RNA, 639 nt
Organism: Bacillus rossius redtenbacheri
Lineage: Eukaryota; Metazoa; Arthropoda; Insecta; Phasmatodea; Bacillidae
Product: cell adhesion molecule 3-like
Exons: 4
Coding region: 1-639 (212 amino acids)
Biological process (GO): cell-cell adhesion
Cellular component (GO): plasma membrane; cell-cell junction
Molecular function (GO): cell adhesion molecule binding
Source: RefSeq, a predicted model, not a curated record
AUGGGUCACACUGCCCGCAUCAAACUGGACUUGGUUCUCCAACGUUUGGCGCCGGUCGGCAUCUACGCCAAGAAGUACGAGUGGGCGGGCCGCCGGGAGCUGGGCGACUGCGGGCUGUGGGUGCGCGCCGCCACGCUCGACUUCGACGACGGCGAGUGGGAGUGCCAGGUGACGGCGUCCGAGUUCACGACCCAGGACGCGCUCACCUCCAGCCCGGCGCGGCUCGUCGUGCGCGUGGCGCCGCAGCGGCCGCGCAUCGAGUACAACUCGAGCCAGGUGCUGCCCGAGCACAACGUGACUGGUCGAGCCGGGGAGACGGCCGCCAUCAAGUGCGUCAGCCGCUACGGCAAUCCUCCGGCGAGGCUCAAGUGGUUCCUGGACGGCGAGGAGCUGGCCGGCGCCAACCAGACCAACAGCCUGGAGGCGGACAACCGGCGCACCUGGGUGGCCAGCUCGCAGCUGCAGCUGCCCCUCGCCAGGCGGCAGCACGGGCGCGCGCUGCGCUGCGUGGCGACUCACGAGUCGCACGAUACACGCGCGCAGUCCAUCACCGUGCGGCUCGACGUGCUCUGUGAGUGGCGCUCCUUGCAGUGCGGCCAGGGCCCUACCCUGCGGUGUCACUGUUUAUUACCUUUUUGA